GUUUGAAACGUACGUGACGACGUCUGGAUACAAUUCCUUUGACAUAUUGGAAAAAUGGCGACCGACGAUUCAGACGUGCCAGAAUCUGGCGCUGUCUUCACCUUUGGGAAAAGUCGGUUUGCAGACAACACUGCCAAUAAAUUUUGGAUUCGCAAUGAUACUGUUAUACAAGUGUCAUGCGGUGAUGACCACACUGCAUUUGUUACAGAGAGCGGUCGUAUCUUUACAUUUGGAGCUAAUGAAUGGGGCCAGCUUGGAUUGGGUCAUACUAAAUGCACUAACAAACCAGGAAGCAUCAAAGCUCUGAAGCAUGAAGGUGUGGUCACGAUUGGGUGUGGUCGUCUACACACCAUCACCUACACCAGGAAUGACAAGUUGUAUGGCUUUGGGGGAGGAGGGGAGGGGCAGUUAGGUGUGGCUAGUACACAGGGAUUUGAUGCACCUGAAGAGAUCCAGGAAUUAGCCAAUCACAAGGUCAAGAUGAUAUCAUGUGGCACAGAACAUUCUGCUGUACUUACAGCUGAUGGUAGCCUGUACAUGUUUGGUAGUGGCUCUGAAGGGCAGUUAGGCCUAGGUGAGACUACAGAAACAGAUAUACCCAGACAGUUAGCAUUUCCAGUUCCCAUCAAGCAGGUCUCAUGUGGCUACUACCACACAGCUAUAAUUACAGAUGAAGGCAAGAUAUAUACGUUUGGAGAGAAUGAGUUUGGUAAGCUUGGUCUGAAUGAUGAUAGCGAUAACAGCAAGACACCACAGCAUGUUAGUCUUAUCAAGGAGAGAGUCAGUCGAAUAUCAUGUGGGAAUAGCCACACAGCUGCAGUGACAGAUAAUGGCGAUGUCUAUACAUGGGGGGAUGGUAGCUCAGGUCAGCUGGGCCAUGGACCUUCUAUUUUGGACCUCAGGAAACCUCAGAAGAUUAUGAAAUUGUCCGGAAAGAAAUGUAGAGAUGUAAUAUGUGGAGAGAGUCACACAGCGGUCAUCACAGAUAGUGGUUCCCUGUAUAUGUUUGGUGAUGGCAGACAUGGCAAGCUGUGUCAAGGAGAUGAAAGCUUUAGCAAUCUUUUCCAUCCAACUAAAGUCAGAAGGUUCAAGGGCUUCCGUGUUCAACAGGUAUCGUGUGGAGGAUGCCAGACUAUAGUACGAGCACGACGGAAAGACAAAUCCAAUGGUGAGGUAUCCUCAGACUCUGAUGGAGAAACAGACCCUCUUAAGUUGUCUGGUCAAAUGAAGAAGGGUAUGUUAGCAGCAGCACUACGCAAUGACCAAGGAGUUGACUCAGUGGAUCUAGGAGGAUCAUUUGAUGGAUCAGCCAGGGGUAGACGGCGACAAAGAGAAACAUCUCCAUUACCGCCCCUUUCUCGGACUCUGCCUCCUCUGGGUUCAGCUAAGGCAGGAGCUUUACCAUCUCUCAAUUCAACAAUUCCAGGUGGUUCUGGUCGAAAGCUAGACCAGAGCUUGAUACCGAACAUUAAACAUGAAGAAAAUGAGGUACAUGAAGAGUUGAUCAUAAAGAAGGAAGUGAAGACUGUAGAAGCUGCUCCUAGACUUGACCUAUUGGAAUUUACACAUUUCUCAGAAAGCAAAUCUGUGCAAGAGCUCAAACCCCUCCUAGAUGCAGCAAAUGGUAGUGCCAAAUCACAGACUUCCAGUAAUGGACCAGAGACAGAAGGUGUGGAUGAGGUGGACUCAGGGAGACCUGCCAAAGCUAAGGAAAAUACCAAACCGGUACCAAAGGAAAUGACUGCUGCAAAAACUAGUCAAAAUAAGGACAUUAUAAAUACUAAAUUAGGAUCAACCUUGAAGUCUAAGAAGCCAGAGAACCAUGAUUCUGGAGCUGAUUCAGAUGAAGAUUCAGAUGAAGAUUCAGAUGAAGAUGAUGAAGAGGAGGAUGAGGAGGAUGAGGAUGACAAUGACGGGGAUGAAAACUCAGUUGAUGUUAAGGCUGCUAAAAGACCUAAUCCAUUUGUUAGUUUGAUGCAGCCUACUCCAGCACCAAGGUCCAGAACUCAAGCAAAGAAGGUUCUAGAGGAAGAGGAAGAUGAAGAAGACGAUGAUGAAGACGAUGAAGAAGAUGACGACGAUGAUGAGGAGGAGGAUAGUGCAUCUGAAGAGCAAUCUGCUCGGAAUGUUCAGAGCAAGACAAAGGCUGGACUGGGUAAUGGAAGGAGCUCUGAUGAGGAUGAUGACAAGCAAGAGACAAGCAAGACAUCAAAAACUAGCAAGAAGACAACGAGUAGCAACACAAAGCAGACUAAGGUACAAGAUGAAGAUGAAGAUGACGAUGACGACGAUGAAGAAGACGAAGAAGACGAUGAUGAUGGAGAUGAAGAUGAUGAGGAUGAGGAUGAAGAUGACAAAAAUAAAGGAGAUAAAAAGUCCACAAAACCUGACAAGGAACUUUCCAAAAAUGAUCUUGAGAAUGAAGACAAGAAGAGAAGCCCAGAAGUUAAGAAGAAAAAGGGAAAAAAGGAAAAAGAAACAAGAGAGGAUGAUGAGGAGGAGAGGAAAAGAGAAGAUGGAGAUAAUGAUGAAGAGGAGGAAAACAAAGAUGAGACAGAAGGAGCCAGACAACCCGAUGAACCUAAGGCUUGGCAAUUCUGGAAGAAGAAGACCCCUACUUCAAGAGUGGAGAAGUCCUCCAGCAGUGUCUCCAGCGAGGAAAAACCAGCAAAUCAGAACAAAUCCAAAACCUGUUCCAUUUUAUAGCAGGGAAGGCGAGUUUGUUUAACAAUUGUUUAGUAGUUUUAUUGCUGCUUCUGAAAUACAUAGCAACAAUUUAAUUUCACAAACAUGACACACAUCCUCAGAUCACCAAUGCCAACCUUUGCUUAUUAGGAAAGGUGACUGGAAUUCACUCAUAAAUACUGACAUUGACAAGUCACAAGGGUACAGUCCAUCUUGAUAACUUUCUGCUUCCUUUUUUUAAAACAAUUUAAUGAUGAAUUUAUGAGCAGAAACAGUUGAAGUUCAUUACUGAGUAAACGGUGUUUAUACGUGGGUGCAGGGCAAAAGCUAAUAAAUAUUGAAUUUAUUAUCCCUCCCAUUUCUAAAGCCAGAAUGCACAUAUUUUUUCCCCAUAUGGUUCAACAGAUUGCACCGUCUCUGACUGCAUGCAUAUACAUAGUGGAAUGAAGGGAAGGGCUUUCAAAACUUUUAAUAAGGAAAAAAAAAGCAUUUGAAACACCAAUGGGAGGCAGCAGAUGUGCAGACUGAUUUAAAGUAAACCUCACUUCUAAUCAGUUUAUCCAUGCUCGAUUCCCAGUCAGGCCUUAUAAUGUACAUUUCAUUUGAUCUUUUAAGUAACAUAAAUUAUGAAGGAACAUUUCUUACAAAACGUAAAAGGUUUGUGUUGUCAAGAACAAGCCUUUAGAUCUGCAGCUAAUGGGCCAAUCAGAAGAUGGGAAACCAGAACCAUAUGGCAAAACAAAGUGUGAAGGAUACAAGAGAUGAGGCUUAACAAGGCUGUAUGUAACACUACGCAACAACAUGUAAUAGCUUGUGUGAGUAGAGUACAUUGACUUCAUUAUGUAAGGUCCCAUUUUAGUUGAGAUCACACUUGGUCAUCCAGUAGCCAUUGUGAGAUAUGAUGGACACUAGAGCAGGGCACUAUUUGGUCUGGUUCAACUCUUUUGUCUUUACCAAAAUGUACCCACUGCAAAUAGUGCCAUUCCAUUGGGUUUGUCAUUUCUCAAAAACUUCAGUUACAGGUUUGUAUUUUCAGCUAGAAAAAGGAUCAGCUUUGCGUUCGUAGUUUUAUGUUAUUUACUGAUGAUGUCACCUGAAAACAGUCCCUGAGUACUAAUGUACAUUAAAGCAACAUUUUUAUGUAUAAAUGUCUAAAUUUGUAAUUGUUGUGUACAUAAUGACAAAUCUGUAAAUGAACUAAUUUAUUUUUAUGAGUAAGUUUCAAAUGUACACAAAAAUCUGAUUUUGUGUUUGUUGUAAUUUGUUGUGGUAAGACAUCAGUUGACAUUGAAUGCAUUGUGUGGUUAAGUCUGAACAAUGUCUGCACUUUUAAAUAGCAUUUUUGUAUCCAUAAACGUUCAAUGUGUUUCUUUGAAAUAACACACUUAUGUGUGUGACAUUGCUUGUAUGAAAUGGCAAGUGAUGGCUGCAUUUCAUUUGUUUAUGGGCAAAACAAGUAAAGCUGUUUACCUGGAUUUGGAUCAUCAUUUUUGAUAGAACAAAAUGAAUUUAAAAUAUGCAUUUUUCUUUUCAUUUGUCCGGUAUAAUGCCAAUGACAUGUAUGACUGUGUGCUGCAUUGUGUAAACCAUGGAGGUGUGGUUAUGUGGGCAGGUUGGAGUUGGGACGCGGUUGAAGGAGGUUGGAGUAAAAAAUGUGUGGAUCACAGAUGUUAAAUAAGCAUAAUAUUAGUGUCAAAAUUCAUUGGCAUUACAUUUUUGUCUUAAAUGAAAUGUUACCCAUCGAUAAGACAAAAGAGCUUUGGCGCCUUUGUGUAGCUACCGGUACACACUGCUGCAAUGUGGCAUCACUACCACACCAGGUCAGGCUCACAUCCUGGAUAGUUCACAUGCAGUCCCUAACAACACAUCUCACAUAUGUGUAUCAAGGUCUCACAGACAGCAAUUCACAUCCCUAAAUUUAGCAAUUUACAUCCCUAAAUUUGUUCUUUAUAUUUACAAAUAAAAUGUAGUUGCUUUACAGCUGAUUGUCACCACA
Messenger RNA from Patiria miniata (bat star), 4681 nucleotides. RefSeq names its product X-linked retinitis pigmentosa GTPase regulator-like (gene rpgr). NCBI's taxonomy places the organism in Eukaryota, Metazoa, Echinodermata, Asteroidea, Valvatida, Asterinidae. The record is from RefSeq and is a predicted model, not a curated record. The transcript is spliced from 18 exons. Bases 55 to 2706 code for a protein of 883 amino acids.